Oxyura jamaicensis (ruddy duck) is the source of this 3554-nucleotide messenger RNA. It is a transcript of the gene ALG12, whose product is annotated as ALG12 alpha-1,6-mannosyltransferase. The coding region runs from base 45 to 1517 and encodes 490 amino acids. Gene Ontology annotation, cellular component: endoplasmic reticulum membrane. Gene Ontology annotation, molecular function: alpha-1,6-mannosyltransferase activity. The transcript has 10 exons. Gene Ontology annotation, biological process: protein N-linked glycosylation. The record is from RefSeq and is a predicted model, not a curated record. Lineage: Eukaryota; Metazoa; Chordata; Aves; Anseriformes; Anatidae.
GCUGACACGGCCGGCAGAGAAUAUAUGCAAGUUUUAAUCCCAGGAUGGCUCAGAAGAGGAGCUCGAGUGGGCGGUCAUUCCCUCUACUGCUGCUGAUGAUUGUUGUGGCCUUUGUUCAUUUAACUGUCUGUCCAUUUACAAAAGUGGAGGAAAGCUUUAACCUACAGGCCAUCCAUGAUGUCGUGUACCACCAGAUGGACUUGGAUAAGUAUGACCAUCAUGAAUUUCCUGGAGUUGUCCCAAGAACGUUUCUUGGACCAAUUUUUAUCGCUGCUCUUUCCAGCCCUGCUAUAUACGUACUUUCUGUGUUAAAAAUGUCCAAGUUUUACUCACAGCUGAUAGUCCGAGGAAGCUUGGGGCUCAGUGUGAUUUACACGUUAUGGAAGUUGCAAAAAGAAGUUAGAAAGCAGUUUGGAGCAACUACAUCAACAGUCUUCUGUCUCAUAACUGUUACUCAGUUUCAUUUGAUGUUUUACUGUACACGAACCCUUCCUAAUGUGUUUGCACUUCCUUUUGUGCUGUUGGCAUUGACAUAUUGGAUACAGCAAAAGCAGAGGCCAUUUGUUUGGUUUUCAGCUUUGGCAAUUAUAAUCUUCAGAUCAGAGCUUGCCAUAUUCUUAGGCCUCAUGCUUCUGGUGACGUUAUUAACUAAAAGAGUCUCAAUUUUAAAGGUGCUUUCCCAUGCUGUUCCUGCUGGAAUUUUUUGUUUGGGGCUAACGGUGGCUGUGGAUUCUCUAUUCUGGAGACAACUUGUGUGGCCUGAAGGGAAAGUGCUCUGGUAUAAUACAGUUUUAAACAAAAGUUCCAACUGGGGAACCUCCCCCUUCUUGUGGUAUUUCUAUUCAGCCCUGCCUCGUGCUUUGGGAUGCAGCAUUAUAUUUGUACCUUUAGGUGCAGCAGAAAAGAGAACACGGAUAUUACUUUUGCCAGCACUGGGCUUUAUUUUCUUGUAUUCAUUUCUCCCACACAAAGAGUUGCGUUUUAUCAUGUAUACUUUCCCUGUCUUCAACAUAGUGGCUGCUAAAGUAUGCUCACGAAUCCUGAAUAACUAUCGGAAGUCCUGGCUGUACAAACUUGGAUCUUUUUUUGUUAUAAUGCAUCUUGUAGUUAAUGCUGCCUAUUCAGGAACAUCAUUAUAUGUUUCACAUUUCAAUUAUCCUGGAGGAGUAGCAAUUCAGAAGCUGCAUGAGUUGGUACCUUCAACAGCAGAAGUCUCCGUUCAUAUUGAUGUGGCUGCAGCACAAACGGGAGUCUCUCGGUUUCUAGAAAUCAAUUCAGAUUGGAGGUAUGACAAAAGAGAAGAUGUUAAACCAGGAGACCAACUGAUGUUUUCUUACACACACAUACUGAUGGAAACAAACCCUCUUCAAAUAUCACAUUACAAGACAACCCACAGGCCACUGGCGAAUAUACCUGGCAUCAGUAAAAUUGGGUUGAACCUUACUGCACUACCUCCUUUCACUUUAAACUUAAAGCCAAAAUUAGUACUGUUGGAAAAACUUCCUCUAUCAUCCUGACUGUGAAUUUUAAGCCUUUUGAUGUAACUUUGCUGAUGACUGAAUAAUGUAUGACAAUAGAAAAUUGUCAUUCCAGCACUGCAAUUCGGCUUCUGUGAAAAGGUACAGGAAAAUCUUUGUACUUACUGAUAUUUAGCUCCGUCCUCUUUCUUACAUGAAUAGUACAAUGCAUUCCUAGUCCAUAUAUACUCAGAUACCAAAUUAGAUAUUAUUAGGUGUGUUUGAGAGAGGCUACCUCUAAGUUUAUUGCUAUUAAAUAAAACUUGUCUACUUGGUUUGGAUAGCUGUCUGUUUCAUAAUGCAGCACAGAUAUGUCCUAAUUGUCCUAUACGUUAUGGAACAGGAUUGUGCUAUGGCAAUAAUUUGAUAAGUAAUCUACGUGUGCAAAGAUGCAUUACUUGAUAUAUCUGCUGGGAUGUAACCCCCUUAGUUGUCAGAUUGCCUGUGUGAAACUUGAAUGAUGUUAUCAGCAUAGGAAAGCCAUAUUAAUUGUAGCUUCAUCACAAUACCUAAUUGUGCCCUGUGGGCUACCAAACUAAUUAAAAUGAAAGGUUCACCUAAAAAGUAGUUGAACCUCUUGGCAAGCACUGUCUUGUAACAGACUUGAGCAUUAAAGGAUGGUUGUAUUUAUUCUAAUAGUUCAUAAAUAAGCAGUACAACUUAGAUUUCACAGGAAACUUUUUUUAAAUAGUAUUUUCCCUCUGCUGCAGUAUCUUAAUUUGCAGUACAAAAGUUUACCUAUGAAAAUAUGUGAUCAAAUACACUUGAAGAUAAUAGGUGGUGUUUUGUUUUUUUUUAUUAAAUAGUCCUGGAAUUAAAAUGCUGUAACAUAGCAUGUUCUGUAAUCUCUUCUUUAUUAGAUGUCUUUGUUAAGGAUGUCUGCCUAGAUUGCAGAAUGGAAGAAGUGAAGGGGUAAACUAAGGAAGAAAACAUUUCAGUUAGGACCAGUUGUAAUAUGACAGGGCCUCCACUAGCGUAAAAAAUCAGUAUUUGUGAUAUAAGAAUGGGCAGAAAGCUAUUUGCUGACUGAGACCUCAAGAGUAAAAAGUUCUUAUUGAGUAACUUUUUUUUUUUCCCCACUCUUCAAGCAUAUUUCAUUCAGGAACUACAUUUACCUGCAUUAUGCUUCAGUUUUUAGGACCAUGUUUUCUUUUUAUCCUCUAGAUUAUGUAUCAAGGAACAGAUCUGGUGGGGUGGAGCCUGCUCCACUGUGGGUGGCUGUUGUGCAGGCUUCCUCACACUGAGAUCUGGCAAAGGCGUCCUGCAGAACUUGUUAGUCCAGUCCCUGGCUCCUCUUGAAAUUGAGAUCGUUGAAGUAUUAUCUAUUUGACUUGUCUUUGGAAGAAAACUCAGCUUCCUUCAGAGCCAAUUUGGACAUCAAAUAAUUCACAUGAUACAGAAGGAAGUAAAUGUGCAAAUAGCUGAACUUGGAACACUAUGAAGGAAAAGUUUUGAGUAAGGAUGUAAGUCCUUAUACGUUAAGCCUAAUCAUUUACUUUAUAUAACUCCCCCACAGCGUAAGCUGUAACUCGAGAACCUGAAGUGAAAUUUAUCAUGCCCAAUGUGCCGACAAAUAUCUGGCGGUGGUAGCAGUGUGUACUACUGCUUGCAGCCUUGGUGCUGCUGAAGGUAGAAGCUAUGAGCUCAAAUUGACCUGUUUAGUGUGUAUAUAUAAUUUAUCAGUUGGGGGGAGAGAAAGGAAAAUAAAAGUGCAUAUGUAAAGGCUGAAAAGAAAUACUGAAGUGCAGUUUUGGACAGUCUCUGAAGUUUAUUUAGGUCCUGUUACAUCUUGAGCUAUAUAUGUGGUUCUUGGAAAGUGCUUAGUUCUUCGAUCUGAAACCUGGCUGGGAUUGUAGAUCAUGACCCAUGCAGCACCGCAGCACCAGCGGCUAUAUAACUGAUGACAGUGACAGUACAUGUAACCCCCUACAACAUAGGCUGGGAGUGUUACUGUAGCCCACACCCUGAAUAAGAAAGGGGCACCUGCCAACCUGAAGCAAAGAUUACUGCAGUUUUUCCCCAAAGGCUACUUUCAAU